This is a messenger RNA of Lachnellula hyalina, 1746 nucleotides long. RefSeq names its product Elongator complex protein (gene ELP3). The coding region runs from base 1 to 1746 and encodes 581 amino acids. The record is from RefSeq and is a predicted model, not a curated record. Gene Ontology annotation, cellular component: elongator holoenzyme complex; nucleus; cytoplasm. NCBI's taxonomy places the organism in Eukaryota, Fungi, Ascomycota, Leotiomycetes, Helotiales, Lachnaceae. Gene Ontology annotation, molecular function: acyltransferase activity, transferring groups other than amino-acyl groups; iron-sulfur cluster binding. Gene Ontology annotation, biological process: tRNA wobble base 5-methoxycarbonylmethyl-2-thiouridinylation. The transcript is spliced from 3 exons.
AUGGCGACAAUGACCGAAGUCAUGACGGCGGAGGAGAGGCAGAGGAAGCCCAGAGAUCCAAACCUACCCCCAGAGAACGAACGAUUUAUACGAGCUUGUUCAGAUAUUGUAAGCUUUCUGGUUCAAGACCAUGAAGCUCAACAGGAUUCAUCCAAGCCCCGGAAAGAUGUUAACUUGAAUGCUCUGCGAUCCAAGAUGUCCAAGAAGCACCGACUGAGCAAUAUUCCACCACUUACUGCAAUUAUUGCUGCUAUACCCGAACACUACAAGAAAUAUAUCUUGCCAAAACUAAUCGCAAAGCCAAUCAGAAGCGCUUCAGGUAUUGCUGUAGUAGCUGUUAUGUGCAAACCCCACCGGUGCCCCCACAUUGCAUACACUGGCAACAUCUGCGUAUACUGCCCAGGAGGUCCCGAUUCCGAUUUCGAAUACUCUACUCAAUCAUACACCGGCUAUGAGCCUACUUCCAUGCGAGCCAUUCGAGCGCGAUACGAUCCCUUCGAACAGGCACGAGGUCGCGUAGACCAGAUCAAGUCUCUGGGUCAUAGCGUGGACAAGGUCGAAUAUAUUAUAAUGGGAGGAACGUUUAUGUCUCUAUCGGAGAGUUAUAGGGAUGGAUUUAUUUCACAAUUACACAAUGCGCUCAGUGGAUACCAGGGGAACAAUGUGGAUGAAGCUGUUCAAGCUGGAGAAAUGAGUAAUAUCAAGUGCGUUGGAAUCACAAUCGAAACUCGUCCAGAUUACUGCUUGCAACCACACUUAUCGGCAAUGCUACGGUAUGGCUGUACGCGACUUGAAAUUGGAGUUCAAUCUCUUUACGAGGAUGUUGCACGAGAUACAAACAGAGGGCAUACAGUUGCAUCUGUUGCCGAGACUUUUUGUCUGGCAAAGGACGCAGGUUUCAAAGUCGUCAGUCAUAUGAUGCCAGAUCUGCCAAAUGUUGGGAUGGAGAGAGAUUUAGAUCAGUUCAAGGAAUAUUUUGAGAAUCCAGCAUUCAGAACAGAUGGAUUGAAGAUAUACCCGACGCUUGUCAUUCGAGGCACGGGACUGUACGAGCUAUGGCGGACGGGACGAUACAAGAACUACACGCCAAACGCUUUGAUUGAUAUCGUUGCCCGAAUCCUAGCUCUCGUUCCACCGUGGACUCGUAUUUACCGCGUUCAGAGAGAUAUUCCAAUGCCAUUGGUCACAUCUGGAGUCGAGAAUGGAAAUUUGCGAGAGUUGGCUUUGAGUAGGAUGAAGGAUUUUGGAACAACUUGUCGAGACGUCAGGACUCGAGAAGUAGGAAUCAACGAGGUUAAGCACAAGAUCAGACCAUCUCAAGUCGAACUCGUCCGCCGAGAUUACGCGGCCAAUGCUGGUUGGGAGACCUUCUUGGCUUAUGAAGACCCAAAACAAGACAUCCUUAUUGGUCUCCUACGCCUACGAAAGUGUUCAAAGACCCAUACCUUCCGCCCAGAGCUCACCGGACAACCUACUAGUCUUGUUAGGGAGCUCCAUGUUUAUGGAAAUGCAGUACCAAUCCAUGCUCGUGAUCCCCGGAAGUUCCAGCACCAGGGCUUUGGUACCUUACUGAUGGAGGAAGCCGAGAGGAUCGCGAGAGACGAGCACGGUAGCAAGAAGCUAAGUGUUAUUUCCGGAGUUGGUACCAGAGAUUAUUAUAGGAAGUUGGGGUAUUGGCUUGAUGGGCCAUAUAUGAGCAAGAUGUUGAAGCCUAGGGACGACGAUGAUAGCGAUGAUGACUUCUGA